GAGGCAUCGAUCCCAUCCUGCGAGGCCAAAUAGGUACACCAGCCAAACAACUGAGACAAGAUCAGAUAGUAGUAGAGGCUCUGCGAGACCGACUCUUCCAACAAGUCGCAAAAUUAGGAUUGGAUCUGCCAGCGUUGAACAUGCAGCGUGGCCGAGAUCACGGUCUACCAGGUUAUAAUGCCUGGAGACAAUUCUGUGGCCUCUCACAACCUCGCAAUGAAAAUGAUCUGGCCCAGGUCCUCCAGAAUUCUCAGCUGGCCAAAAAGUUCAUUCGGCAUUACGGGACACCCAGGAACAUCGACCUCUGGAUUGGGGGAGUGGCUGAGCCUCUCAUCCGGAAUGGCAGAGUUGGGCCUCUGCUGGCAUGUAUCUUUCGGAAACAGUUCCAAAACAUUCGUGAUGGGGACAG
Protobothrops mucrosquamatus (brown spotted pit viper) is the source of this 409-nucleotide messenger RNA. RefSeq names its product eosinophil peroxidase-like. Lineage: Eukaryota; Metazoa; Chordata; Lepidosauria; Squamata; Viperidae. The transcript has 2 exons. Gene Ontology annotation, molecular function: peroxidase activity; heme binding. The record is from RefSeq and is a predicted model, not a curated record. The annotation marks the transcript as partial. Gene Ontology annotation, biological process: response to oxidative stress.